UGUGAUUUCCCUGCUGGCGGACAGGCCGAGUUUAGGUCAUUAUCCAUGUAACAAGUAGGUGACUAAUUGUGUACAUCAGUGUCAGGUCCCCUCGGCUACAAGUUGUCAGUGUUUGGCUGGUCUCCUGGUAACUGGAAUCAGGGCUGGUUCUCUGUAUAACCUUCUAACAGGAACAUAGACACACAGUACACACCUGUGGAGCCAAAAAGUUCACCUUCAACUCAAUCUGCGAUUAAACAGUCGUAAACCAUGAACCGGACCUACCCAAAGAGGAGAAGUAUGGAUGCCACCUCGUUUGGUUCUACCGUGACAAUGCUCUCCAGAACUGAAAAAGACUUGUGUUGCGGCUGUUCCAGACGUUGUGUGUGUAUAAUAUCUCUCAUUUUUUUCACCCUGAUGAUUGUCGCAGCUGUCAUUGCAUGCACAGUUAUUUUUGCCCUUCCUGCAAAAACACCAGAGAGCCGCUACUGUGUCAUAGGCAAUUACACGGGAUUCCUGUGCAAUGAUAGGAUUACAUGUCUGCUGCCAUCACAGGUCUGUGACUCCCUCAGUGACUGCGGAAGUGGGGAGGAUGAAGUUGCUUCUAUGUGCAGCAACCUCCCUAAUAAUCUACCUGGAUAUCUGAUAUUCCGCUGUGGAAACCCGCAGAUCUGGAUCUACAGUAAUUACAAGUGUAAUGGAAUCAAUAACUGUGGAGACUGUUCAGAUGAAUCUACAGCAUUGGCAUCCUGUCCUGCAUGUGGUUCUCAAUGGUGGUCAUGCAAUCCCGUCCUUUACCAAUACUGCUACUGCAUCCCUCGCAGCCUGUGCCAGAAUGGAAUCCAAGACUGUGAGGACUGGUCUGAUGAGUACGUGUGCACCAAAUAACAAGGACAGUGAUCUCAAUAUGUACAUAAUACUGUACUUGUAUAUACAUUACUGGACCAAACUGGAGCUUCCAAUAGAUUAGCACUAACAGUAUAUAAAAGUUGUUUUUUUAAAGUUCAAAGCAGACUCCAGCCAAAAACUUGUUUUAUCUUAGAAGGCUGGUAGAUCUGCUCUCCAUAGAAAAUGUAAUUUAAACCUCCAGGGGAAAAAAAAC
Messenger RNA from Rana temporaria (common frog), 1081 nucleotides. RefSeq names its product low density lipoprotein receptor class A domain containing 1 (gene LDLRAD1). Gene Ontology annotation, molecular function: protein binding. The transcript has 6 exons. Lineage: Eukaryota; Metazoa; Chordata; Amphibia; Anura; Ranidae. The record is from RefSeq and is a predicted model, not a curated record. Bases 250 to 867 code for a protein of 205 amino acids.